Catharus ustulatus (Swainson's thrush) is the source of this 3295-nucleotide messenger RNA. It is a transcript of the gene PLIN1, whose product is annotated as perilipin 1. Gene Ontology annotation, biological process: lipid metabolic process. Lineage: Eukaryota; Metazoa; Chordata; Aves; Passeriformes; Turdidae. The coding region runs from base 915 to 2756 and encodes 613 amino acids. The transcript has 8 exons. Gene Ontology annotation, cellular component: lipid droplet. The record is from RefSeq and is a predicted model, not a curated record.
CAAGGCUUACAGAAAUACAGGAAGAUUUUAAUCUCUUAGGAAACUCUGCCUGACUCUUCCACUUCUCCUUGUCUGCUCAUGAUCUGUUGUUUUUGAGGUGCUGAGGUCCCAGGGCAACCUUCAUCUUCUGUGGAAGGAGUGGUGUUAAAGCCCAGAACAUUUCAGCCGUGCUGCGGCUUCUGGACUCCGCAGGGAAGGCGACAAAGGGGAUUUUCUGCCGUCAUCUGUUCCCAAUCACAGUGGUUUCAGGGAGCUCCUUGGCCCGUUUCCAUCACAACCCGUCAUCUCCCGAGCCCACGCAACUGGGAGGUGGGGCCUCGUGGUGGUGGUAGUGGCCAGAGCACAGUGCAUCACCCUCACAGGACCCGGGUGAAAGGACAGUGCACACACCUCUGUGCUCCUGCUCUGCUGGGGACAGGCUGGCCCUCGGUGAGUAGCCCUGUGCCCACUGGGUGCUCCGGGACAGCUUCAGAGGGACCAAGGAAUGAGAGCAGAGAUUCUCUCUAGAUUUCCAGAAUUUCAUCUGCUGCCAAGAAAAAGGGGUCUGUGCUGGGACUGGAGCUGUGUUUUCCAUGGAUGAGUGUUGGCAUUACGAGCAGAUAUGUGUGAGGGGAAUGCUGACCUCACCUGGAAAUCUCACUGUAUCCUUACCCACUGCUCUUCUAUCUGCUCCUGUCCUACCUUCUCACCCCUUCUCAGCCAGAGUCUAUUCUCAUGCACACCUGUUAACGUCCUGGUUGCUCUGAGUUUGCUUUGCCAGCAUACUUUAUCCUGCCCUUACCAUAACUUCUCUAAACUAGAUGCCUCUCAGGUAAUUUUUUUGUAUCUUUGGCUGUUACGGCACACAAGCAGGGCAGGGCUGCAUGGAGGCUUUGGUUUUACAGUUUAACUGGUAAAAAGUCAAGUGUUGGGCAAUGCCACGUCCACUGCACCCAUGGGAGGUGUGUGUCAGCCCAGCUGCUGUGCGUGGGGGUGCAGGAGUGAGGGGGAGCCCAAGCCCAGCCCUGCUUUCAGGCGGAGUCUGCGGUUCCCAACUUUGCUUUGCAGGUGGAUGCGCCACAAUGACGGUGAAGAAGACUCAGGCUGCGCAGGAUGGAAGUGCCAAGGAGAACGUGCUGCAGAGGGUCCUGCAGCUGCCCGUGGUGAGCUCCACCUGCGAGACGCUGCAGCGCAAGUACAGCAGCACCAAGGAGUCGCACCCGCUGAUGGCCUCGGUGUGCGAGGUGUACGAGCGCGGCGUGCAGGGCGCCGGCGCCCUGGCCAUGUGGGGCAUGGAGCCCGUGGUGCGCCGGCUGGAGCCGCAGUUCGCUGUGGCCAAUAACCUGGCUUGCCGGGGCUUGGACCACCUAGAGGAGAAGAUCCCUGCCCUCCAGUACCCCGUCGACAAGCUCGCAUCUGAACUGAAGGACACCAUCUCCUGCCCCCUGCAAAGUGCCAAAAGCACCAUUGGCAGCUCUGUGGAUAAGAUCAAGGAGCUGGCAGCAGAGGGCUAUGAGGCCACCAAGAGCACAGUGGAAACAACAGCCAAGUACACAAGGAAGAACUCAGUGACCCAGAUGGCAGCUGCAGGGGUCGACACAGCCCUGGGAGGGCUGGAGAAGCUGAUGGAAUACCUGCUGCCAGAGGAGGAUGAAGAAGCAGACAAGAAGCCCAAAAAGAAACAUCUGUCAACGCCAAAGGCCUCCCAGAAGCAGCCCAGUGCUCCCAGCACUCCCAGUGCUCCCAGUGCUCCCAGGGCUUCCAGUGCUCCCAGUGCUCCCAGGGCUUCCAGUGCUCCCAGCACUCCCAGUGCUCCCAGCGCUUCCAGGGCUCCCAGUGCUCCCAGCACUCCCAGUGCUCCCAGUGCUCCCAGCACUCCCAGUGCUCCCAGCACCCUGGGCCGGAUUGGCGCUUUGGUCAGCACCGUGUCCCACCGCGCUUACCAGCAAACCACCCAAAGCCUCCAGCGUGCCAAAACCAAAGGGCAGGAGCUGGCCUCCUGGAUCCCCAUCCUGGGAAGUCUGGCCAAGCCGAGUGCCCCCGCGGCCCCUCAGGCCCGCAGUGAUGGGCAGGGCAGCGCGGCUUGGCCGACCCGGCGCCACAGCAAGGCAACGGAGCAGAAGCAGGAGAAGGCAGGGAAGAAAGACACCAGCCACACCAAGGCAGGACAGGACCCCGGGCUCGUGGGCAGCGUGGCUCACAACCUGCAAAGCGCCUGCGCCUCCGGCAUCUCCAGCGUGAAGAAGGUCCCGGCUGUGGCCUGGGAUGCGGCAGAGGGCUUGAUCCUCUUCACCCCCCGCAGGCUGUCCAGGGCCAUGGAGACAGUGGAUGCUCUCGGGGGCACCCUCGUCAGUGCCCCUAAGCAUCUGCUGGGCACCCUGUACAGCUACGUGCCGCUCCGCAGGCAGUCGGUGAAGGAAGAAGAAGCAUCCAGGGGCAGCAAGACUGACAUGGAGAAGAAAGAGAAGAAGGAGGAAGAGGAGGAGACCAAGGCUGCUGCUGCCUCCACUGAGGAGAAGUCCCAGCUGAGGAGUGACUGGCGGCAGUACCGUGGCCAUCACCCCCUCUCCUUCCUGGGGCUGGAGGAUCCCCUCUUCCUGCGGCACAACUACUACCGCAGCCCUGCCUUCGACCCCGACUACGCAUUCCCACGGAAAUCCGCCUUCUCCCCCUACAACAGGAGGGUGAGUGAGGGCUCCUACCGCUUCAGCCCCGAGUCCAUGUACAGCCGGCCCUACUACGGCAAUUUCUACAGUCCUGUCUUCAAGAAGGACUGAGCCAGCAGGCGGGACAAACACAUCCCAGCCCCUCUCAAAUCCCCUCAGCACGCUUUGCCUGGGCCCCUGCCAGCAGCCCACACACACCCCUGUUCCAGGACAGGAGCUUAAAGUGGUAGACAGGCCAUGGGAUAGCUUAUUCUGGAGUGCAUCAGGCCAGGAUGGGGGAACAAAGGCAACCAAAAGCCCUGCUGCUGGAAGGAGGAGGUAGGGGAAGGUGGGACUAGGAAGGUGAAGGAGAUGUGGCAAGAGCGGUGAGACCAGAAGAAGAGACCACCCAGGCUGGCACUGCACUGCUUUGGACCCUGCUCAGCAGACAGAGUGAACUUAGAUGGGCUACACAUUGAGAACAGCAGUGAGAGAGAGCAGGGAGGAUGGCAAAGCUGUCAAACAUCAGCAUAGCAAGCCUGUUUCCCCAUCCUUCCUCCCUCCAUCCCCCCUUGCAGGACCCAUCCCUAGGCACAGAAUGCUCCUCCAUGGAGGGGCUGAAGAUCCCCACCAAACAGCAGGAUUCAUGAGUAGGAAAACCCUGGGCACUU